This is a messenger RNA of Cannabis sativa, 1722 nucleotides long. RefSeq names its product iridoid oxidase. Gene Ontology annotation, molecular function: oxidoreductase activity, acting on paired donors, with incorporation or reduction of molecular oxygen; iron ion binding; heme binding. The coding region runs from base 5 to 1552 and encodes 515 amino acids. Lineage: Eukaryota; Viridiplantae; Streptophyta; Magnoliopsida; Rosales; Cannabaceae. The record is from RefSeq and is a predicted model, not a curated record. The transcript is spliced from 2 exons.
AAAUAUGGAUAACGAAAAGCUGGGGUUACUCUUUGCACUAAUAACUUUGUUAUCAUGGGUUUCAUGGGCAGUAAUAAUGAUAAAACGACGUCGUCAUCGUCAGCUUGAAAAGCUAGGUCGGCUUCCGCCGGGCCCAAGGUGGUGGCCAAUAGUAGGAAACAUUUUCCAACUGGGCUGGGCUCCCCACGUGUCCUUUACCAAGCUGGCCCAAAUCCACGGGCCCAUCAUGAUCAUAUGGCUAGGCUCCAUGAGCACCAUCGUAAUCUCAUCCCAAGAAACAGCCCGUGAGAUGUUCAAAAACCACGACGUUGUCUUAGCGGGCCGAAAGAUCUACGAGUCCAUGAAAGGAAAACACAGCAACGAGGGCUCUCUCAUCACGGCCCAAUACGGCCCACACUGGCGAAUGCUGAGACGGCUUUCGAUGACAGAAUUUUUCGUAACGAGCCGACUCGACGCAUCUAGAGCCGUUCGCGAGAAUUGCAUAGAGCGCAUGGUGAAAUUUAUAGAGGAAGCCGGGGCGUGUGGGAGUGAUCCAGUCGAUGUGGGACGGUUUUUUUUCUUGAUGGCGUUUAAUUUGAUUGGAAAUCUAAUGUUUUCGAAGGAUUUAUUGGACCCGAAAUCGAAGAGUGGGGCUGAGUUUUUUUACCAUACAGGUAAAGUUAUGGAGUUUGCUGGUAAACCUAAUGUUGCUGAUUUUAUUCCAAUUUUUAGGCGUGUGGAUCCUCAAGGGAUCAGGAGAAAUACACAGUUUCAUGUGGAGAAAGCUUUUGAGAUUGCGGGAGGGUUUAUCGGAGAAAGGAUGGAGAGUGAUGAUGAGAAGAGAAGGGACUUCUUAGAUGUGCUUUUGGAGUUUCGAGGGAAUGGGAUGGAGGAGCCCUCAAAGUUUUGUUCCAGGACCAUUAACGUCAUCGUCUUUGAGAUGUUCACUGCAGGGACAGACACAACAACAAGCACAUUAGAAUGGGCAAUGGCUGAGCUUCUUCAUAACCCUAAAACACUUAAAAAAGUUCAGUCCGAGCUGAGAAGAACAAUCUCAAAUGGGAAGAAGCUUGACGAGAGAGACGUAGAGAAUCUCCCAUACCUAAAAGCAGUCAUCAAAGAAACGCUAAGGCUCCACCCUCCACUUCCAUUCUUAGUCCCACACAUGGCCAUGGACACUUGCCAAAUGCUCGGCUAUUACAUCCCCAAACACACUCAGAUUCUCGUCAAUGUUUGGGCAAUAGGGAGAGACCCCAAGACUUGGGAAGACCCUUUAAAGUUCAAGCCUGAGAGAUUCUUAGAGCCAAAUAUGGUAAAGGACUAUAAGGGUCACCAUUUUGAUUUCAUACCUUUCGGUUCCGGUCGUCGGAUGUGUCCGGCGGUUCCUCUUGCCUCUAGGGUACUCCCUUUGGCUUUAGGCUCACUUUUGUUGUCGUUUGAUUGGGUUUUGGCUGAUGGGAUUAAACCAGGCGAAAUGGAUAUGAGUGAGAGAAUGGGCAUAACGCUUAGGAAAGCUGUUCCUCUCAAGGUAAUUCCAAUCCCUUAUAAAGGACAACAUUGCCAAGAUUUGUAAAUUAAGCACAUUUAAUCACUUUGUAAACAAGAAAGGGCAAUGUAUAUUUACAAAUAAUGUGUAAUAAAAGUACUACACACGUUAAUGUUUUUUUUUUGGGAAGGAAGAAACUAGACAACCACACAUAUCUAAUUAUAACAUCAAUGGAAUAUUAGUCUGAAAUAAGAAAA